AUGGCGCAAUUCAAGGCCCUGCCAUACCCCGACGAGGAUUGUGCCGGUCGCACCGUCAUCAUCACCGGCGCAAACACCGGCAAGUCGUCUUCUUCCAACCCCCCAAACUCAUCACAAAGCUUGCCCCCGGAAGCGCGCUCACCUCCAUCUAACACGCUUGCAUACACAGGACUUGGCCUAGAAGCAGCCCGUCACUUUGUCCGUCUCAACGCCACGAGAGUAAUCAUUGCUUGUCGCAACGUAGCCAAAGGAGCGGCGGCCAAGGCAGACAUUGAGAGCACAACGCCGCGGCACGGUGCGAUUGAAGUAUGGCAGCUCGAUUUAUGCUCGUUCCAAAGCGUCAAGGAGUUUGCCUCCCGCGCCGCGCACCUCGAUCGCCUCGACGUGCUGCUGAAUAAUGCAGGCAUUGUAGUCAUGCACCAUGAGCUCCACGAUGGAUACGACACCACGACGACGGUGAAUGUCCUGUCAACGCUGCUUCUCACCUUGCUGUUGCUCCCGAAGCUGCGUCAAACGGCGAGCCGGUUCAAUAUCACGCCGCGUGUGACUAUUGUUUCUUCCUUUGGCGCAUUCUAUGCGUCUUUUCCGCAGAGAACCGCAGAAGAUAUAUUUGAAGAAUUCAAAAAGGAUACGUACUUUUACGAUCGGUACAAUUGUACCAAGCUGAUUCAGCUCAUGAUGGUGCGGCGCCUCGCCGCGGCGGUGGAUGCCUCUGGCAAGGGACGCGUGCUGGUAAACGCCGUCAAUCCGGGCCUUUGCAACACGGAGCUCUUUCGGCGCCUCUUCUUUCCUAUUAAUAUCGUGUGCUCUAUUCUUCUUGCUGCUUUCGCGAGGAGCACCGAGAUGGGGUCGCGCACUCUAAUGGCUGGUGUAUUUGCGCCCGAGAUGCACGGCAAGUUCAUGUCCAACUGUGAGGAGGAGGCUUGGCCGAGCAUAAUGCUCGGCAGGGAGGGAGAGGCGCUCAGUUCUAGGGUCUGGGGCGAGUUGCUGGAUAUAAUGGAGGGGAUUGAGCCUGGUGUGACUGAGAACCUGUGA
Molecule: messenger RNA, 1035 nt
Organism: Metarhizium acridum CQMa 102
Lineage: Eukaryota; Fungi; Ascomycota; Sordariomycetes; Hypocreales; Clavicipitaceae
Source: RefSeq, a predicted model, not a curated record